AUGAAGUGGCUUGUGCUCCUCGGGCUGGUGGCCUUCUCAGAGUGCAUAGUCAAAAUACCUCUAAAGAGAGUGCAGAUCAUGAGAAAAACCCGCAGUGAAAAAAAUAUGCUGAACAGUUUCCUGGAGGAACAUGCUUACAGACUGUACAAGACUUCUUCUCCUGGCUCAAAUAUAACUACUCACCCCAUGAGAAACAUCAAGAAUAUGCUCUAUGUGGGUAACAUCACCAUUGGAACACCCCCUCAGAAAUUCCAGAUUCUCUUUGAUACAGGCUCAUCUAACUUGUGGGUGCCCUCUAUGCUUUGCACCAGCCGAUUCUGUUCUUCACACGUUUUGUUCAGACAUCUUGAGUCUUCCACCUACCAGCCUACCAAUAAGACCUUCAUCAUCAAUUACCUUUCUGGGAGGAUGAAGGGAGUGAUUGCUCGUGACACCGUUCGGAUUGGGGACCUUGUAAGUACUGACCAGCAAUUUGGUCUAAGCAUGGAGAUAUCCAGGAAUAAGGAAGUACCUUUUGAUGGUGUCUUGGGCUUGGGCUACCCCAAAUUUUCUUUCAGUGGAGUUAUCCCCAUCUUUGACAACCUGAAGAAUCAAGGAGCCAUUUCUGAGCCCGUCUUUGCCUUCUACUUGAGCAAAGGCAAUCCAGAGGGCAGUGUGGUGAUGUUUGGUGGGGUGGAUACAUCCUACUACCAUGGAACGCUCAACUGGGUACCAUUGAUCGAAGCAGGCAGAUGGUGUGUCCACAUGGACCGCAUCUCCAUGAACAGACAGGUUAUUGCUUGUAAUGAUGGCUGUGAGGUCAUUGUUGACACCGGGACAUCACUGAUCCUUGGCCCAAGAAGAAUGGUCGAUAACGUCCUGAGGCUCAUCGGCGCCAAGCCACAGGGUUCCGAGCACUACGUUUCAUGUUCUGCGGUCAACACCCUGCCGUCUAUUGACUUCACCAUCAACGGCAUCAACUACCCAGUGCCAGCUCAAGCCUACACCAUCAAGGGUUCUGAUGGCAACUGCUAUAUCACCUUUAAACAGAUCCCAGCGAGUACACCUAGAGAGACCUGGAUCCUGGGUGACGUCUUCCUGAGACUGUAUUUCUCGGUCUUUGAUCGAGGAAAUGACAGAAUUGGCCUGGCACAGGCAGUGUAA
Messenger RNA from Rangifer tarandus platyrhynchus (Svalbard reindeer), 1143 nucleotides. Lineage: Eukaryota; Metazoa; Chordata; Mammalia; Artiodactyla; Cervidae. The record is from the annotation of a GenBank genome assembly.